Molecule: messenger RNA, 603 nt
Organism: Maudiozyma saulgeensis
Lineage: Eukaryota; Fungi; Ascomycota; Saccharomycetes; Saccharomycetales; Saccharomycetaceae
Source: the annotation of a GenBank genome assembly
AUGCUUCGUUUCAAUAUUUUAAGAAGUAUCUCACGGAGAUGUGAAUCUACGAUAUCAUUUGGUAAAAAAGAUGCAACUGGUGCUAUUUUAAGUAAUGUGAUUAAGCCUAGUAUCUUAGGAAAUAAGAAUCCAGAUAAGAAAUCCAAUGAAAAGAAUGAAAUAGUGAAGAAAUAUGUAUUGCAUUGUAAUUUUACCAAAAAUAAUACACAUUUCACAUAUUGCGCAGUGAUGGAAGAUUUAAAUUUCCUUCAAAACAAUGCACAACUAUCAUACAAUGAUAAAUUGUUAUAUUAUAUGAAAUUACCAUCAAAAGUAAGAUUGAAGUUAUCAACAGGUUGUUUAGGUUUCAGAAAAGCUGCCAGAGGUGAAUACGAAGCAGGAUUUCAAACGACAAACAAGAUCUUUCAAAUGAUUCAAGAAAAAAAUAUGCUAAAUAAAGAUAUUGAGAUCGUAAUGAAGGAUUUUGGUAAAGGUAGAGCUGCAUUUAUUGCAGCAUUAAAUGGUAAAGAAGGUACAGCUAUUAGAAAAUAUGUCAAGAGUGUUAGUGAUUCUACACCAUUGAAAUUCGGUGGUGUAAGGUCUCCAAGAAUCAGAAGACUAUGA